Molecule: messenger RNA, 1922 nt
Organism: Spizellomyces punctatus DAOM BR117
Lineage: Eukaryota; Fungi; Chytridiomycota; Chytridiomycetes; Spizellomycetales; Spizellomycetaceae
Exons: 14
Coding region: 24-1844 (606 amino acids)
Biological process (GO): cilium assembly; protein dephosphorylation
Molecular function (GO): protein tyrosine phosphatase activity; protein tyrosine/serine/threonine phosphatase activity
Source: RefSeq, a predicted model, not a curated record
ACCAAGCUUCCUUUUCCUCAAACAUGAGCGCCAUCCAUUGCUUCUUCUGCGGAGGGAAGGACUGUAAAUGGGAAAACUGGAAAUUAUGGGCUGAAAAAACGAAAAACAACGCCAUUGAUGGAUUAUAUUCAAAUUGGAUAACAGAAAAUAUCCUAGCCAUGCAGCGCCCUUCCACUCGUCUCAUAUCUGAAUACAAUCUCACCAGCAAGUUCCGACAACUGGGCAUUGGGUCCAUCUUCAAUUUGGAAGAGUUUGGCGAGCAUGCGAGUUGUGGUGAUGGUAUUGAGCUUACGAGUGGGUUCAGUUACCUUCCCGAAGUAUGGAUGGAUGCUGGAGCGUUUUACUAUAACUUUGGAUGGCAAGACAUGAACGUGCCUGACUUUAGCCACAUGCUCAGUAUCGCUCAAGUCAUGGCCUACGCGCUCGAGGAAGGACAAAAAAUUGCGGUGCAUUGUCAUGCUGGCCUAGGAAGAACGGGACUGGCAAUUGCCUGUUACCUUGUUUAUGGACUGAACAUGGACGGGAAUAAGGCCAUCGAACUCGUCCGGAAACAAAGACCUCUUUCAGUCCAAACCCGUAAACAGGCUCUCUUUGUCCUGCAAUUUGAAGAAUACAUCAAACCAUUCAAAGUCUAUUUUCCGGGGAUAUGCUCCAAAUCUCCCACCGAGUACUCGAGCGUCAGUUUAAUAACCUUUGAAACGUUUUUGGAGAAUCAGCGUCGGUAUUUUCAUGGCAAGGAGCAGAGGCAGUUGAGAUUUGUUCCAAAGGUGAUAUGGGCGAUCGUGGAAAAGUUGACCGAGAUGUGCGAGAAGGAGGAUAUGGCGACGAAGGUGGUGGAUGCGUUUAGGUAUUUUGAGGGAUUGGCAGUGGUGCCGGAAAAGAUGAUUGAUCUCCAGGCAGAAAUCAAUUCUGGAAACUGGUCAAUAGUCAAGUCGUUCACUGAUGCGAUUCCUCUCGUUCACACGCUCCUAUAUUGGAUUACAUCUCUGAAGGAUCCUCUCGUACUAUCCACCCACUUGGCAUCCCUUCAAACCAGUGACCACCUUACGCUCCUGCAUCAAAUGGACAAAGGAACUCUCUACACACUAAACACCCUUCUCAACCCAUUUCGAAACAUCAACACCUCGUCCUCCACUCUCCGCGAAGUAUUUACAUCGCUCGCCGUCAUCACAACCCAUCACAGAACAUCUCUCAAAUACCCUUUCAAACCGCAGUUAAUCUACGCCAAAGACAUUUUACCCCCGCUUCAUGGGCAGAAAAACUCAAAAGCCCGAAGUAGACAAGCAUCUGAACGGCCUGUUGAGAUUGUACCCACGCAGAAUGAGGAUCCGGGUGUCUUGAUGGUUGAUAAAAGCGAGCUGGAGCCUUUAAUCGCAUUUCUAAAAUAUUUGUAUGAAAAUUGUCGGGCGGGUGCCGAUGGGCGUCCUUUGUCGGAGGACGUGGAUGCGGGUGGUGAUGAAGGCGAGGAAGAUCAGAUGAGUGGUAUUGGGCCGGCGGCAUUGGUUCAAGAGUCAGCGGCGGCGGGGAGGGACGUGCGGACUUUACAGUUGACACCCAUGACAAGCACACCCUCUCUUACCGCCCUCCCCUCCUCCCCACUCACAUCUCAACCCCCGCAGACACCCCACCCAUCAACUUAUUGGGCUAGCAUCCUCAUCCUCCUGGACACGCUGGCAGAAGCAAAAGCUUUCAGCGAACCCACCAGUCACAGUUUGCGUAAACUGUGUUUGCAAAAGUACCAGGGGAUUGAGAUUGCUUAUGAAGCGUACGGUCGUGAGGAGGUUGGGGAGGCGGAAGGGUUCAAGAGGUUUAUAAGGGCUCUGACGGAUUUGGUCGAAUGUUAGUUUCUGGGUGAAUUGUAGCUUUGUUAUAAAGGUAGAUGAUGGGCAAUGCAUAUCACAUAUAGAAUAGAUGCAAACGCA